Molecule: messenger RNA, 1860 nt
Organism: Haliotis rubra (blacklip abalone)
Lineage: Eukaryota; Metazoa; Mollusca; Gastropoda; Lepetellida; Haliotidae
Product: 39S ribosomal protein L4, mitochondrial-like
Exons: 10
Coding region: 82-1068 (328 amino acids)
Biological process (GO): translation
Cellular component (GO): ribosome
Molecular function (GO): structural constituent of ribosome
Source: RefSeq, a predicted model, not a curated record
UCUUGCAGUUUCCUGUUUCAACCAUGCGACCUCUGGAUCAAGUUUACUGAAAUCGACAUUUCAUAAUUCAUCACACACAAAAUGGAGAUGUACACAACUCAAAUGGCGUGCCUCACAAGAGUGAUGUCGUCAUUGCUAAUCCGACAAACAGUUGCAAGGAACAAGGUCAAAAAAUGUUGUCUUCGAUCGUUUUCAACAACAUCACACAAACUACAGGAGCUGACAGAGCAACCAGAAGGCUCUCAAGUUCCAGAGGUUCAGCCCAUCCAACCCCCAAGUGUCCGUCGUCCACUGCCUGUCAUGACAACCCGCAAAGUGGACUACCUCCACCCAAACAUGAAAUCACACCAGGCUUGGCUAGAGACCCUGGAUACUGUAGAAGAUGAGAAGCUGGGUGUCAUUGAUCUUCAUCCAGAAAUAUUUGCAACAAAUCCAAGGUUAGACAUGCUUCACAAGAACAUCCACUGGCAGACAACAUACAAGAGGAUUUCACAUGCCAAGACCAAGACCCGUGCGGAGGUGCAGGGGGGCGGCAAGCGUCCGUGGCCACAGAAGGGCCUAGGGAGAGCCAGACAUAGCAGCAUCAGAUCACCACUGUGGGUCGGAGGUGGAAGAGCCAUGGGACCUCGGGGUCCUAAGAGUUAUUUCUAUAUGUUACCUACAGCUGUGAGAGUGCAGGGGCUCAGGGUAGCGCUGUCUGUCAAGUAUGCACAGAAUGACUUACAUAUAGUUGAUUCCCUAGACAUCCCCACUGAUGAUCCAUCUUAUAUAGAGGACCUGGUUGAAAACCGGUUUUGGGGAUACUCUGCUCUCUUCGUGGAUGACACGGACUACAUGCCCCGGAAUAUAGCUGUUGCUCUGAGCAAGACUCCGCAGUUCAACGUGAUGCCUGUGUAUGGGCUGAACGUGUACAGUAUGCUGAAGCACGAGACGCUGGUCCUGACUCUGGCAGCGGUGGAGAAGCUGGAGGAGAAACUGCUGUAUCAGAUGUACAAGACAGAGAUGGACACCAAGUUCCAAACCCAUCGAGGCGCCAAGCCCUUUAAGCUGCCCCACAGCAAGCGAUGAAACUGUGUUCUGGAGGGCAGUGUUGAGGAGGAGAGCUGUAUCACAAGGACGCUGAUAUGCAGUGUAUCAAAACUCCACUUUAGUAUGAUAAAUGUCCCAGGCCAUUUAUUACUACAAGUUCAUUUGAAAGUGAGGUCAACAUGUAGGUGAGUCUGAUCACCCACCAUAUAGCUGGAAUAUUGCUUAAGUGGCGCAUUAAGCAACAAAACAAACAAUCUGAUCACAGAACAGAUUUUCUCUCACUUGGUAUAAUUUGAUUGGACAUCUGUGUUUAGUAAUGUGUAAUUUGAAUUGGGUUCUUUUGUAGUGACUGGGUCAAGGGUGUUUAUGAUAAUAAAAUGGAGAUGUGAUACUCUGGAUAAUCAUGGUUACCCAAAAUGGGACUUGCUAGCCAAGGAAUGAAACAAGCACAGUGAGUGCACUGUAUAGAUCACCCACAUAGAUGGUAUAGAUCAACGGCAAGAAUGGCAUAGAUCACCUACAUGAACAGCAUAUUAUAUCAACCACAAGAACGUCAAAGAUCACCCACAUGAGGCAUCAGCUCAACAUGAAUGAUGACUGAAACAUAGUUGUGUUAGUGACCCAGCCUUUGUGUGAUCUGUGGAAUAUACUGAAUUUCCUCUAAUAAGCGCCCAGUCGCUUAUUUUUUCAAAGGACUUCCAGACCCUGCGCUGAUUAGAGGCCAGGCGCUUAUUGGAGACCCAGCGCUUACUGGGUAUACUGUAAUUAAUUGUUAGUGAGUGUUACGUCAAAGUUAGGGACCAUUCCUUAAUAAAUCUAUUUUUGAAUGAA